Haemonchus placei is the source of this 684-nucleotide messenger RNA. Lineage: Eukaryota; Metazoa; Nematoda; Chromadorea; Rhabditida; Trichostrongylidae. The record is from the annotation of a GenBank genome assembly.
AUGAUCUGGAACGAUCUACGCAAGCUUCUUACAUUUCAGUUCCUUCCAUCUGCAACCGUUUGCGAAGACUUGUACGCAACAACAGCAUGCGCUUCACUUUUCGGUACUGCAGUAGUAGCAGAAGGAACAACUGACAGAGACGCAAAAUGUUUGACGGUAUGCUACAUGGAAUUUCCUAACAUCUUUCCCAUUCAGGAUGAAGAUGUCAAAGCGAUCGCUAUCGCCAGUUGUCCAAAAAGCUGCGGAUAUUGUUGCAUGACACCUGAAUACAAAUGCAAAAACAAAGACUUUCCACGAACCAAGUGUGAGACUGUCACUCCUGCUCAGUGCAAGGACCCAUCAUGGAGGCCGAUUCUUGCUGAAGAUUGCCCGAAUGUUUGCGGUUUCUGCCUAGAAGGAGGAUGUGUCGACACGGUCAUCGAAUGCGAAAAUGAUCCAACCAUCUGUAGGAAUGUCGAUAUGCAAGAUUUUGUUAAGGUAAUGUUACCAAAUCUGGCAGUCUCAACAGUUUCUCCGACAGAUGUAAUAGUAAGUAGUAAUGUUAAUGUGAUCAGCUACAUCAGCCACAACAGCUUAUUCUAUUACAGUUGUGCCAACUGGGUAAAAAAUGGCUUCUGCACCAAUUCUUUCUAUACAGCUGAACAAAGAAAGCUGAAUUGCGCGAAAUCGUGCGGCGUCUGCUGA